This is a messenger RNA of Tribolium castaneum (red flour beetle), 2554 nucleotides long. RefSeq names its product Ran-binding protein M (gene RanBPM). The record is from RefSeq and is a predicted model, not a curated record. NCBI's taxonomy places the organism in Eukaryota, Metazoa, Arthropoda, Insecta, Coleoptera, Tenebrionidae. Bases 114 to 1916 code for a protein of 600 amino acids. The transcript is spliced from 10 exons. Gene Ontology annotation, molecular function: protein binding.
GCGCGUAGUAACCAAAAUUGUGACAUCUAUCAGCUGAGCGUGUAAGCUCUUUGGUGGCGCUGUCCGAGUAUGCGCUUCGUGGUUCCCCUACAGAAGGGAAAGGGAGUUUAGAAAUGGCCGCCGUGAGUAAUGGUCGGAGUGCGAUGGAUUCUCAAUCAGAAACGCAGAAUGUCGUGGUGGACCGUUUAAAAAGACUGUAUCCGGCCGUAAACGAGGAGAAGUCGCCGUUGCCCCGCGCCUGGAGCCCCAAGGAAAAGUACAACUACAUCGGACUGUCCCAGAACAAUUUACGCGUUCAUUACAAAGGGCACGGCAAAACCCACCGAGAUGCCGCAAGCGUCCAAGCGACGCAUCCCAUUCCUGCCGCCUGCGGCCUUUACUACUUCGAAGUGAAGAUCGUAAGCAAAGGUCGCGACGGCUACAUGGGCAUCGGUCUCUCAGCCCAAGGCGUGAACAUGAACCGAUUGCCAGGUAAUACAAGCUGGGACAAACAAUCGUACGGUUAUCACGGCGACGACGGCCAUUCGUUCUGCUCGUCUGGCACCGGCCAGCCGUACGGACCGACCUUUACGACAGGAGACGUCAUCGGUUGCGGCGUCAACCUCAUCGAUAACACGUGCUUUUACACGAAAAACGGACACCACCUCGGUACCGCCUUCACAGAUUUGCCUCCGAAUUUGUACCCAACGGUGGGUCUUCAAACUCCUGGAGAAGUGGUCGAUGCGAACUUCGGACAAGAACCGUUCGUUUUCGACAUCGAGGACAUGAUGAGGGAGCUGGGGACGAGGACAAGAAUGGAAAUCAACGAUUUUCCAGUACCAGAAAGUCACGGUGAAUGGCAAGCCAUUCUGAACAAGAUGGUAUCAACUUAUCUCGUCCAUCACGGUUAUUGCAAUACAGCAGAGGCCUUCGCCCACAUCACAGAACAACCUUUUAACGAAGACAUAGUAUCAAUUAAGAAUCGACAAAAAAUUCUAAAGUUAGUGUUAGCCGGUAGAAUGGGCGAAGCGAUCGAGCGAACGAGCCGACUGUACCCCGGCCUGUUAGAGUCAAAUCAGAAUCUCUUAUUUAUGCUCAAAUGUCGCCAGUUUGUCGAAAUGGUAAAUGGUUCAGACGUGGAGGUCUGUCAUCGAAAAAGUGGUUAUUCGCCGUCGUAUUCGGUAUCGCCUAGACCUAGUAGUCCCAUCCAAACUUCAGUUAUACAAUCGACUAAAAGUUAUAGCAAUAAAUCGAAACAAAGCGUUGAAGAAAUGAAUCAAAACAAUACAACGCCGACACAUAAUGGUAAUAGUUGUAGAGAAGUUCCCGUAAUACUCGCAGACGAUGGCGACGUCGAAAUGGACACCACCGAAGAGUUCCGAAAUGGUCACGGAGACGCCUGCAAUGGCAAGUCAAAUAGUUCGACCAACGGGUACCAAAAUGGUAAUAGCCAUAGUAAUAACGUCACUCAGGAUGACGGUUGCUGUGAUAAUGAAGACGAAGAUAUGGGCAGAGGGAGCAUUCAAUUCUCAAUAGUAGGAGAUAAAGAGGUUGAUGUGCCAGUGUGCCGGAAGUCAUGUUCAAAGCCGGCAGUCGAACGAAUUCUAGAAUUUGGUAGGGAAUUAUAUAGUAUGAGCCAACGAUUGACAGUAGACAAGAAUUCUAGUGAGACAAAUCAAAAAAUGUUGGAAGAUGCAUUUAGUUUAUUAGCAUACUCAAACCCAUGGGCGAGUCCCGUGGGUUGGCAAUUGCAGCCCUCGCAAAGAGAGUCGGUUUGUGCUUCCCUUAACUCAGCCAUUUUAGAAUCAAAUAAAAAGCCCCGAAAACCGCCUUUAGAAGUCGCAAUCGCGCACGCCCAUGAACUGGUAAAGCUGAUGUCCACGGCGGGACUCGGCUCGUGUGCCUUCGCCUCGUUAGUCGACAUCUUGGAUCAGUGACCUCUCUCGUCGCCCUUCUGCAUUAUAAUGCACUGACUGCCAUUCUCUUCAGAGAGACGAUCUAACUGGUUGCAUCAUUGUCCAAGAAGAGGAACAGCUUACUUAUUCCCAAUAGUUAACAGUUGCAGUUAAAUUAUCGCUAUUGGCAGAGAGAAUCGAUGGUCGGUUUAGCAAACGGAUGGCGAUCAGUUUCAAUCACAAAAUGUGGAUCACAAUUCAAACCAAUAAAUUACUGAUAAUUGUGUCGUUUUACUUCGCCGCUUAUUGGAGAGAGUUUAUUUCGUAUCACAAUCGGUUAGAGAGGAAGUCGUGUAUUUUCCGUUCUGGAUUUAUUUGUUUGUUAUUUGGUUUUAUGUCUUUGAUUGGCUAAUUUAAGGAAACCUUACAUUUUAUAUGUUUUGUUGUAGUUUUAUUAAUUUAACGUAAAUAAACAUAAAGUCACUUAACAAAUAAUCUAAUCUGAGUUCUAGAUGAUUUUGUUGUUGUUUGGGGCGUUAAGAAUUUUUUGCCAAGAGACUACGAGGUGUUUUUAUCAAAUUUUUGAAGAGGUGUAGACAUAAUGCGUAGUUUAGUUUAUUUGUAAAUAUGUUAUACAUAAUUAUGUUAUUACUCAAAUAAUAAACUAAUAUUUAAUUAUA